ACACACACACGUUCUUUAUCCAUUUUCCUUUUGGAUUCCUAACCCCCCUUUCUUCGUCUUUUUGCCCUUUUCUUGUCUAAAGUCUAAUGCACUCAUAAAAAGGAAUCUCUCACUCUUGUUUUUCCAACAAAUCAAAGAGAUCAGUGGUUGUUGAGUUAUCUCUCCUUGCCUUUUUUGCCUAUCAACUAUCAGGAUUGAAGGUAAUCGAUUUCGGAGAAUUUCAGGGACUUACAUUAGUUGUUGGAUUCGAUAGAUGGGAUCUGAAGGGCCUACGCCGGGUGUUACGGUCCACGUAACGGGAUUUAAAAGAUUCCACGGAGUCGCGGAGAAUCCAACCGAAACUAUAGUCGAAAAUCUGCAAAAUUACAUGAACAAACGGGGUUUGCCCGAAAGGCUAAUUCUCGGUAAUUGCAGGAUUCUCGAAACUGCCGGACAAGGCGCGAUCGUCCCGUUAUAUCAAACACUGCAAUCUGCCGUAAUUAAAGAUACUACUUCCGUCUCGAAUUCCGGCACCGUUAUUUGGAUUCAUUUGGGGGUUAAUAGUGGAGCCACGAGAUUUGCUAUAGAGCAGCAAGCUGUGAACGAGGCUACAUUCCGUUGCCCCGACCAGUUGGGGUGGAAGCCUCAGAAACUUCCCAUUGUUCCAGCAGAUGGUGCGAUUUCACGUAUACGAGAGAGUUCAAUUCCCGUUGAGGAAAUCACAAAGACGUUGGCGAAAAAGGGUUAUGAAGUGACGAGUUCGGACGAUGCCGGAAGAUUUGUAUGCAACUAUGUGUAUUACCAUUCGUUGCGUUUCGCGGAGCAGAAUGGGGUAAAAUCGGUAUUUGUGCACGUUCCUCUCUUCUCGACUAUCGAUCAAGACACGCAAAUGGAGUUUGUUGCUUCCUUGUUGGAGGUACUUGCCACUUUAUACUAAAACACUUCCCCUAUAAUAAAUUAUCUGUAUUUUUAUUUUCCAAGUGUUUUAAAUUAUUUAUGUCGGGUUUAUGCGAAAAAAAAUAAAAAUAAAAAUAUAUUUACGUCUUGUUUGAUUGUGUCCCCAUGUAUGUCGAAGAUGCAUAUUCAUGUUGAAAUUCGCCUUGUAAUAUUCUAAUGUACACGUGUAUUCAUCGAACACGCGUUUUACGCACACACACUCGUGUGUUUAUUUACGUUUGUGAUUGUGUAAAUUUAGGGUGAUAUGUUAUCGGAUGAAACUCGCAAAUGUAACAUCUACAAAACCAUCUCCAAUGUGAUUCACCUCUACCAACAUUUAAUUUAAUUAAAAUGCUAUUUAUAU
Messenger RNA from Erythranthe guttata (spotted monkey flower), 1279 nucleotides. RefSeq lists its product as uncharacterized. Lineage: Eukaryota; Viridiplantae; Streptophyta; Magnoliopsida; Lamiales; Phrymaceae. Gene Ontology annotation, biological process: proteolysis. Gene Ontology annotation, molecular function: pyroglutamyl-peptidase activity. Gene Ontology annotation, cellular component: cytosol. The record is from RefSeq and is a predicted model, not a curated record.